UGUUACAUCAACAGCUACACUCAUUCUUGAGCAGGUGCUCGGAGAGUAUCACGCCAGUGUCACCUGGGUUUUCAUUGCCACAUGGUCGAACACACCACUUGAACUUGAGGCAGCAUCUGUGUCAUUCCAAGUAGCCCUGAUCACUGAUGAUGAAGGAAACUCUUACGUCCUGAUAUUCUAUGAAAACAUUCCUUCCCUUGAAGAAUUUUGGCUGGCUGGCUUUGCUGAAAAUGGCAACACCAAUUUCAUAAAACUCCCAAUAUCCGAUUCCAGUGCCCUGUCAACAACAAGUAAUAUUGGCUUCCCUGGUCUCUGGGUUUUCAGCGUACAGAAUGGACCUAAUGUGAUUUUUUUCCCUAUUGGACCCGAAGCUCAUGUAAAUCCUUUCCUUUAUGAUGGAUCGUUUGUACCAGUUGAUCUUGAAUUUCCAUUUUUGUACAAUGGAACAUAUUACACAACACUGUAUCUGGACAUGAAUGGCUUUGUGUCAUUCUUCGAACCUCCUUGGGAAUUCUACCCUAUUUCAAACAUAAACCAGGACAUGAUUGCUCCAUUCUGGUCUGACAUUGAAAAUGAUGAGGGGGGACGUAUUUUCUAUGAGCAAGCAAAAGAGGGUCCUCUACUAGCAGUAGCUACAGAUGCUGUUAAGCAGGCAUUCCCAGAUACUGACUUUGAAGAAGCUGUCUGGGUGUUUGUUGCCACAUGGCUACAGACGCCACUUGAGCUUGCACCAGUGGAUGCAUCAUUCCAAGUGGUCUUGACUGCUGAUGACGAUGGACGCGCGUAUGUCCUGAUGAACUAUGGAGACAUUCCAUCUGUUCAAAAUAUCUGGGUGGCUGGCCUUGCAUUCAACAACUUCAACUUUAGCAGCCUUCCAGUACAAAACUCCAGUGACCUGCCUUUAAUAAGUAAUGUUGGAUUUCCUGGCCGCUGGGCUUUUGAAGUUGGAUUUUAUGACAGCUGUGCCGCUGUGCAGUGUACUGAGGAUGAGGUUUGUGUGGAGAAAACUGGAAUUUAUGGCUGUAACUGUGCAGAAGACAAUGCAUGGCCCAACCCUGAUACUUUUGAUGCCAUUAAGACAUGUUCAGGCAGUUCUGGGACAGCAUCUUUCUCCCGAUGUCAGCUGUUUGAAGCUGGAUAUCCUGCACAGUUCCUCCACCUCAAUGAUUACAGCUGCAAAGGAGUGGUGGAUGGAGAUAGGUUGGUGUUCCACUUUGACAACGAUGGACACAAUUGUGGCACAUAUCUUUGGAAUAAUGAGACACACUUCAUUUAUGAGAACAUGGUUCAAUCGCUCAUGGGAGAGGGGGACCAGUCUGUAAUCAGUCAUGAUGGGUGGCUUGGCAUUGACAUUUCCUGCGUGUACCCGCUCAUCCAGAGCAUCUCAAUGCCCAUGAUGAUCCAAGCCGAUCCAAGUGUGGUAUAUCGGUACUUGCCUACUGAUGGCACAUACCAGAUCCACAUGGUCCCCUAUCCUGAUGCUUCAUUCAGCACCCCGUACUCUGGUGAAGUUGUUAUUGAGGUGAAUCAGCAGAUCUUUGUGGGUGUGGAGGUGGUUGGAGUUGACAACAGACAGAUCUCCAUUGUGCUGGACAGAUGCUGGGCCACUCCUGUAGCUGACAUGAACUACAACAUCUACUGGAAUCUGAUCAUUAAUGAGUGUCCCAACCCAGAGGACGGCACUGUGCAGGUCCUGCAGAAUGGUGUCGCCACAUCUAGCUACUUCUCCUUCAGGAUGUUCACUUUCACCUCAAGGUCUCCUAACAUCUUCUUGCACUGCCAGGUUCAUUUGUGCCUUCUGGAAAAUGGGAACUGUCUCCUGCCAUGCGAUGAAGACUCUGAAGAAGAAGGCAGCGACAACAGAAGAAGGCGACGAUCUCUGGACUUCCAUGACACAGCUUCCAUUAGCAUGCGUUUCUGAUUUAAUCAUUUGAAACACUUGGUUUUGUGAUAAUGGGAAUUUUCUGUUAAUUUGGUGUUUAAUCAAAGUGUUGUAGUUAAUUUGAAUAUUACAUUUUUCAGAAAUUUAAAUUACAGCUAUAGUUUUUGAAACAAGCCAGAUCACAUUGGCAAAAAUGUAUUCUUAUCAGUGGAAAUUUGAAUGGAAUCAUACUGAUCUGUACUGACUCUUUUAAAUUAUGAAAAUAAAUCAGUCUUAAGCAUUUUUAUUGUAUCCAUUUUAAGCAUCUAUACAAAUAUGUAAUUAGUUCACUUUACCUCUUAUUGCUUUGACUUUGAUGAUAUCUGUUGUAGUUAAUACUUAAUUAUAUUUUAACAGUGUACCUUAUUUAGAACCAAUUUAGGCUUAUAUCUGCACACACAUCUAAGGUGGUCUAGUUCUUCAUCAGCUUUGAAGUUAUUAAUCAUAAGUAUAUGUUUUCCUGCAGUGCAAGAUGCGCUUUUGAAUUAUACGACUGUUUUUAACAAAUUCCCAACUUUGUAAAGUUGCCACUGAUUUUAAAAUAAAUAAAUAUCAAGCAGCAGCAUAUAUGCAAUAUUUAAAUCAAGCUG
Molecule: messenger RNA, 2511 nt
Organism: Electrophorus electricus (electric eel)
Lineage: Eukaryota; Metazoa; Chordata; Actinopteri; Gymnotiformes; Gymnotidae
Biological process (GO): cell-matrix adhesion
Source: RefSeq, a predicted model, not a curated record